Schistosoma mattheei is the source of this 2883-nucleotide messenger RNA. Lineage: Eukaryota; Metazoa; Platyhelminthes; Trematoda; Strigeidida; Schistosomatidae. The record is from the annotation of a GenBank genome assembly.
AUGAAUGCAAUACAUAACAAAUUGGUGGGCUAUUUCUAUGAAGGUUUUUAUAAACAGAUUGACAGAUAUUUUGAAAGAUCCAACAUGAUGAUGAUGAUGAUGAUGAUGAUGAUGAUGAUGAUGAUGAUGAUGAUGAUGAUGAUGAUGAUGAUGAUGAUGAUGAUGAUGAUGAUGAUGAUGAUGAUGAUGAUGAUGAUGAUGAUGAUGAUGAUGAUGAUGAUGAUGAUGAUGAUGAUGAUGAUGAUGAUGAUGAUGAUGAUGAUGAUGAUGAUGAUGAUGAUGAUGAUGAUGAUGAUGAUGAUGAUGAUGAUGAUGAUGAUGAUGAUGAUGAUGAUGAUGAUGAUGAUGAUGAUGAUGAUGAUGAUGAUGAUGAUGAUGAUGAUGAUGAUGAUGAUGAUGAUGAUGAUGAUGAUGAUGAUGAUGAUGAUGAUGAUGAUGAUGAUGAUGAUGAUGAUGAUGAUGAUGAUGAUGAUGAUGAUGAUGAUGAUGAUGAUGAUGAUGAUGAUGAUGAUGAUGAUGAUGAUGAUGAUGAUGAUGAUGAUGAUGAUGAUGAUGAUGAUGAUGAUGAUGAUGAUGAUGAUGAUGAUGAUGAUGAUGAUGAUGAUGAUGAUGAUGAUGAUGAUGAUGAUGAUGAUGAUGAUGAUGAUGAUGAUGAUGAUGAUGAUGAUGAUGAUGAUGAUGAUGAUGAUGAUGAUGAUGAUGAUGAUGAUGAUGAUGAUGAUGAUGAUGAUGAUGAUGAUGAUGAUGAUGAUGAUGAUGAUGAUGAUGAUGAUGAUGAUGAUGAUGAUGAUGAUGAUGAUGAUGAUGAUGAUGAUGAUGAUGAUGAUGAUGAUGAUGAUGAUGAUGAUGAUGAUGAUGAUGAUGAUGAUGAUGAUGAUGAUGAUGAUGAUGAUGAUGAUGAUGAUGAUGAUGAUGAUGAUGAUGAUGAUGAUGAUGAUGAUGAUGAUGAUGAUGAUGAUGAUGAUGAUGAUGAUGAUGAUGAUGAUGAUGAUGAUGAUGAUGAUGAUGAUGAUGAUGAUGAUGAUGAUGAUGAUGAUGAUGAUGAUGAUGAUGAUGAUGAUGAUGAUGAUGAUGAUGAUGAUGAUGAUGAUGAUGAUGAUGAUGAUGAUGAUGAUGAUGAUGAUGAUGAUGAUGAUGAUGAUGAUGAUGAUGAUGAUGAUGAUGAUGAUGAUGAUGAUGAUGAUGAUGAUGAUGAUGAUGAUGAUGAUGAUGAUGAUGAUGAUGAUGAUGAUGAUGAUGAUGAUGAUGAUGAUGAUGAUGAUGAUGAUGAUGAUGAUGAUGAUGAUGAUGAUGAUGAUGAUGAUGAUGAUGAUGAUGAUGAUGAUGAUGAUGAUGAUGAUGAUGAUGAUGAUGAUGAUGAUGAUGAUGAUGAUGAUGAUGAUGAUGAUGAUGAUGAUGAUGAUGAUGAUGAUGAUGAUGAUGAUGAUGAUGAUGAUGAUGAUGAUGAUGAUGAUGAUGAUGAUGAUGAUGAUGAUGAUGAUGAUGAUGAUGAUGAUGAUGAUGAUGAUGAUGAUGAUGAUGAUGAUGAUGAUGAUGAUGAUGAUGAUGAUGAUGAUGAUGAUGAUGAUGAUGAUGAUGAUGAUGAUGAUGAUGAUGAUGAUGAUGAUGAUGAUGAUGAUGAUGAUGAUGAUGAUGAUGAUGAUGAUGAUGAUGAUGAUGAUGAUGAUGAUGAUGAUGAUGAUGAUGAUGAUGAUGAUGAUGAUGAUGAUGAUGAUGAUGAUGAUGAUGAUGAUGAUGAUGAUGAUGAUGAUGAUGAUGAUGAUGAUGAUGAUGAUGAUGAUGAUGAUGAUGAUGAUGAUGAUGAUGAUGAUGAUGAUGAUGAUGAUGAUGAUGAUGAUGAUGAUGAUGAUGAUGAUGAUGAUGAUGAUGAUGAUGAUGAUGAUGAUGAUGAUGAUGAUGAUGAUGAUGAUGAUGAUGAUGAUGAUGAUGAUGAUGAUGAUGAUGAUGAUGAUGAUGAUGAUGAUGAUGAUGAUGAUGAUGAUGAUGAUGAUGAUGAUGAUGAUGAUGAUGAUGAUGAUGAUGAUGAUGAUGAUGAUGAUGAUGAUGAUGAUGAUGAUGAUGAUGAUGAUGAUGAUGAUGAUGAUGAUGAUGAUGAUGAUGAUGAUGAUGAUGAUGAUGAUGAUGAUGAUGAUGAUGAUGAUGAUGAUGAUGAUGAUGAUGAUGAUGAUGAUGAUGAUGAUGAUGAUGAUGAUGAUGAUGAUGAUGAUGAUGAUGAUGAUGAUGAUGAUGAUGAUGAUGAUGAUGAUGAUGAUGAUGAUGAUGAUGAUGAUGAUGAUGAUGAUGAUGAUGAUGAUGAUGAUGAUGAUGAUGAUGAUGAUGAUGAUGAUGAUGAUGAUGAUGAUGAUGAUGAUGAUGAUGAUGAUGAUGAUGAUGAUGAUGAUGAUGAUGAUGAUGAUGAUGAUGAUGAUGAUGAUGAUGAUGAUGAUGAUGAUGAUGAUGAUGAUGAUGAUGAUGAUGAUGAUGAUGAUGAUGAUGAUGAUGAUGAUGAUGAUGAUGAUGAUGAUGAUGAUGAUGAUGAUGAUGAUGAUGAUGAUGAUGAUGAUGAUGAUGAUGAUGAUGAUGAUGAUGAUGAUGAUGAUGAUGAUGAUGAUGAUGAUGAUGAUGAUGAUGAUGAUGAUGAUGAUGAUGAUGAUGAUGAUGAUGAUGAUGAUGAUGAUGAUGAUGAUGAUGAUGAUGAUGAUGAUGAUGAUGAUGAUGAUGAUGAUGAUGAUGAUGAUGAUGAUGAUGAUGAUGAUGAUGAUGAUGAUGAUGAUGAUGAUGAUGAUGAUGAUGAUGAUGAUGAUGAUGAUGAUGAUGAUGAUGAUGAUGAUGAUGAUGAUGAUGAUGAUGAUGAUGAUGAUGAUGAUGAUGAUGAUGAUGAUGAUGAUGAUGAUGAUGAUGUGA